Molecule: messenger RNA, 456 nt
Organism: Nicotiana attenuata
Lineage: Eukaryota; Viridiplantae; Streptophyta; Magnoliopsida; Solanales; Solanaceae
Exons: 3
Coding region: 1-456 (151 amino acids)
Source: RefSeq, a predicted model, not a curated record
AUGGCCAUCGGAAUGAUUUUUGGACUUAGUAAGAUUGCUGCAGGUCUGGUAUCUGGUAUUUCCGCACCUGCGAUGCGGAAGGGAAGCCGCAUCUGCGAGGCCGCAGAUGCGGUAGUUGUGUCGCGGAAGCGGAGGCGGGUGGAUUUGGCAUUUCCGCAGAAGCGGACACUAACCCGCAGGAGCGAGGUCCGCAUAUGCGCUUCGCCGCAUCAGGUGCGUGUGGAAGUUGAUCUUCUUAGACCUCUUCCUACCUCUGUUUUUGUGGGAGCUGAAGAUGAGAACAUGUCUCUUAAUUGUUAUGUUCAAAAAAUUGAGUGGGAGAAUGUCCCUAAAUACUGUAAGCAUUGCAGGAAGAUAGGACACUCUCUGAUUAACUGUUGGAUUGUUGAAAAAAAGAAGCGAGAGGAAAAUGAGAAAAAGAAGGAGGAAGCAGGGGAAGCACAAGAAGAAGAUUGA